AAAGUAUGAAUGGCAAGAAUAGUCCUUGAAUCGAAUCAAACCUGCCAACAUGCUGGAGCUUUGCAAUAACCUUUGACCUUUCGGAAAGUUUCCCGCGCUCUUUUGCGUUGCUCGCCACGCAUCCUGACUAACUCGGCUCGCAGAGACCAGGUACCGGUCGUCUGACGUCCCCAGCUUGCGUCAUUCCCGGGAAAGAGGAGCUAGAACUGCUUACAGUGUCCGGUAAGAGUAAGGGCAUGUUGUUGCCACAUUUCCAGAGCCGAUUGUGAAGCUGAGAAGAAAUAGAGGUCGCUAAUUGGGCUACAAUGGCAGCACAGAGGUCACUGACAGCCGUUAACUUCUGCCAUGACACACACUCGAGCGCCCUCUUGCAGGGUUUGCAGGAACUGCGAUCAGAGAACCUGUUGGUGGACGUCAUCCUGUGUGUCUCUGGGAGAGAAAUCCCCUGCCACAGAAAUGUACUUGCUACGUGCAGCGAAUAUUUCCGCGCAAUGUUCUGCAAUGGACACCUUGAGAGCAAAGAGCAUAAGGUAACCAUUGAAGAACAGAGCGCCAGUGCCUUGCAGCUUCUUGUUGACUACGCCUACACGUCAAGGGUGACGAUCACCGAAGACAACGCUGUGGAACUGAUGGAAGCAGCCAACUUCUUUCAGGUUCUACCAAUCAAGGAUGCCUGCACAAAGUUCCUAUCGGACAGUCUAUGUGUCAAGAACUGCCUUAAGCUGGUAAGCUUAGGUGGCAUGAUUGACCACGUCCUGGAAGCAGAUGCGCUUUUAUAUGCCAGGAAGGAGUUUCGUGCUGCCAGCAAGACACCGGAGUUGCUUGAGUUGACAAAGGAGCAGCUCAUCAAGCUCAUCUCAUCAGACCACCUAAACGCUCCUGAAGAAACUGUGUACACAGCAGUGAUGACAUGGAUCAACCAUGACACCAGGAAGAGGAAGAAGGAGAUGAGAGAGCUGAUGGAGCUGGUCAGGUUCCCCUGGAUGGACAAAAUGUACUUCCUGGAGAAGGUGGAAACUGACAAGACCAUGCAAAAGUGCUGUCCUGAUCUCAUGUCAGAAGCUCGCAAGUAUCAGGCAUUCCCAGGGGAGAUCCAGUCACCCCGCACCCUUCCCCGCCAUGCCAGUGGUCUGAGGGAGGCAGUGGUGGUCAUUGGAGGAUGUGAAAAGGUUGAAGAAGAAAUUUUUUCGGGUUACAACAACUCCGUCAUGAUGACACACUCCUCUGCACCAUGUAGCACAAGUUGGGUUUCUAUGACAAAAAUGAAGAAAGAAAAGGACCAUGGAUUUGCUGUGGCUGUUUUGGGCACAAGUGACAUUAUGGUGUGUGGUGGGGUUCGUUGCAAGAAGAAUGUUUGGCUCUAUCAGGCAAAACUUGACAUCUGGUGUAAACUUGCUCCGAUGUGCACAGAUAGGGCCUAUUUCAAGCUGGCAGUACUGCAAGGCAAAGUGUACGCAAUUGGUGGCAAAAUUAGCCACCCACCUCGAGUUGUAGAAUCAAGUGUGGAAGUCUAUGACCAGAGCCUGAACAAGUGGACUGAAGGUGUUCCACUCCCACAGCCUAGGUACCACCAUGCAGUUGCGGUGCUCGAUGGCAGCAUGUAUGUAAUAGGUGGACGUGAUGCUGAGGUUAAAGAAAAAUCUACAGUGUUCCACUUCAGUAACUCCCAGUGGCAUACAGGAAGGGACCUGCCUGUGGUGGCCUCUUGUAUUACUGCUUCAGUUCUCAAUGGUAGCAUCUAUGUAGCUGGGGUUCGAUCAAAACUGCUGUGUUACAGGCCAGAAGAAGACUUGUGGACUGUUAUAAACAACACUAAUAUUGGACUCAGAUGUGCUAUGACUGUCUUUGGUGGGCAGAUUUUCAUGUAUGGAGGCUUGGACAAUGAUGGCAAUGGAACAACAAAGGUUUUGCAGCUUAACCAAGACGAGUCACUUGAGCAGGUGGGAACCAUGCCCAAGGGUCUGUUUGACCUAGCUUGUGUCACUAUAUUAAAGGGUUGAGGUACAACAUGGUACCUUUUAUUCCUAACAGAUCACAACACAUGAAUGAGUGUGAAUCAUUUAAUGGAUCCAUGGACAGUAUUGAUUGUUAAGAUGACUGUCUGUGUACCUAAACCUGUACCUGUGCUUUUACCAGUAGAAGUGCUUAGGUACCGUACAGGUACAGACCUAAACACCUAGUGUAUCUGUGUCUGUACCUAUACCUGAACAAACUCCCUUGUGAACACCAUUUUUUCAGAAGUCUUAAGUAACUCCUGAAUCAAUGAUGACAAUUUUGUUAACCUGCCAGUUGAAGAUUAGACUUGUUUGAGACUCAAGUGAAAUAUGCCGUACAAAAAUGAUACUUACAGACAGUUGGGUACCUGCAUAAGUUACGGGUAAUUGACCAUAAUUGUUUAGGUACUGGUGCAGGUAUGGAUUUGUUUAAGUACACAGCCCUAUGACUAGUUGAUGUUGCUUAACAUUGAAUGUCAUAAUGAUUGAAAGUCUGCAUUUAGUAAGCAGGGUGUGAAGGAAAAUGUAUGAAGAUGAGAUAGUUCACACAGAUUCUAUGUGAAAACAUGUUCCAACAUGUAGACUGGUGUAGUGUUAACUUAGAUGUGAUUUCUUCAUUAAUCAUAAAGAUUACUACGUGACAUUGGAAUCACUCUGCUGUUCGAGCUUAACUUGGAAUGGGUCAGGAAAAAUACUUUCUUAGUUUCUCCCCCCCUGAGUUUUUUUUUAAAAUCUAUAAAUAAAUAAACAAUGUAUCCAGAGCACCACACAAAGAUUGUGCCCCAUGUACACUGCAUAUUAGAGUCAUUUUAGUGAUUUAACUUAAUAUAUGAGUUGUAUUUGAAGAUAUUGUGAUGCCCAUGUUCAUACAUGGAGAGCAUUGUGCUGUGAAGCUAACCUCCAAGCAGAUGUAUGGUCCAGCUCAGUUACACUUUGUUGUAGCUUUGUUACCUUUAGUAGUGAUUAACCAACUUAUGUUAAAAAAAAACAUUACCUGAAAAAAAUACCUGCUGUGAGUUAUGGUUUUUUUUUUGUCAUCAUACAAUUCAAUGAAUUUAGUUAAAAUUUUAUGCCAAGUCUUUACUGCACAACGUUAGUGCUUAUCUCCCUCGCGGCGCCUCAGGUCCGAGUCCGUCGCUCAAAGUGCUGAAAAUAUGUUAGGGGGGAACUCUCUCAAAAACCUUUCCAUCUUCUAUUCUUCAUAUAAAUAACGUUAUGUGUACAUAGAAGAUUCAUAGAAGAUUAUAGUUGCAGCAAGUUUUAUUAAGUUAGCAGACAAGGAAUGUGAGUUGUUUUACAACAUGUACAAUUAUGUGGCCUCACAAUGACCUCCAAGCAGAUGUAAGAUCCAGUUCAGCAUUUUACAAACAAUUAUCAAGGCUUUAGUAGGGGGAGGGGAAGACAGAAAACGCCGACCACUAGAAAGAUGCCUGAAAAAAUGUGUAAAAAAACUGGGGCUUACAUCUGCUUGGACGUUAGCUUGACAACACUGUGCAAGGCACUGAUAGUGUAUAUCAGGCACAUAGUAUGUUCUCCAUGUAUGAACAUGGCUGUCACAAUAGAUAAAUAAUCUUCAAAUACAACUCGUAUGUACAGAUAUUUUCAGCACCCAAACAGCAAUGUAACAUCAUUCAACAUAAAAGACCUAAUACUAAACCAAGUAUCACAGACAAUGCUUUUCCUAUUUCUCCCCAAAAAGAUAUUCGAUAAAAGGUACAAAAGCAAACAUUUUAGUUAAGGCAACAUUAAGUUUCCAUAGUACAUUUAACUCUUUCUGUGCUGUGCUUCAGUGUAAGGCAAUGGUGGUAGUAACAAUUGUAUAUUUAAGUAUUGCUUUUAUUUUGUAAAAAUUGAUUUACAUAUAACAAAAAAACUUGCCAUAUAUUAAUCCAUAAGUUAUGUUGAAGAUAUAUUCAAUGUAGAGGAAUAAACAGACAUUGAUACAAAAAUAUCCCCUAAUGUUUUGAUCUUGUUUUGUUGAUAUGGUUGUAAUGAAUCAAAAGUGAACUCUAUAUAGAUUUCAGAAGAGCAUAAAAUCAAAUGUACAAUCAACACGUACAUCAAUGGCUUGGGUAUCCAGUAAAAGUUGGGUUUUUUUCAGUGUUGGUCCAAAAUUUUAGUAGUGCCCAUGAAAGAAGUAAAGAGAUCCCCCUGAUGUACAUUGUAUUGGUAGAAGAGAAGUUUAAAUGUCACUCAGCACCAAGAAUAUUGUUUCAACAAGUUCUUAAAAGUGAAACAUGCAAAUGGUUUGGGACUGCACACAAGGCAAGAUAACAUUGCAUUCCUUCUAAUCAUGGGAUCUCAUGAUAUUACAAUAUCUUAAUUACAGAUAGUGUAUAUAUGUAGGCAAUGCAUGGAGGCACAACUUGCUAACAUAGCAAGGACUUAUAAAUACUAACAUUUUAAAUUG
Molecule: messenger RNA, 4404 nt
Organism: Branchiostoma floridae (Florida lancelet)
Lineage: Eukaryota; Metazoa; Chordata; Leptocardii; Amphioxiformes; Branchiostomatidae
Product: kelch-like protein 24
Exons: 2
Coding region: 306-2000 (564 amino acids)
Molecular function (GO): protein binding
Source: RefSeq, a predicted model, not a curated record